AUGGUUAUUAGCUUCGCUUUGCCAUGUCUCAGUGCUAAAUACCGCGGCGAGAAACUGCUCAUGCUGGGAACCAUGACCGCCGCAUGGGAGCUAUACCAGGGUGGGCGCAGGAUAUUCUGUAUCAUUGAGCCAUGGCUUCAUGGAAGCAUCUUUUCAAAAUAUGACUUCUGGAAGAUGCAGUCAGGCAACCUUGCUCCGGAAAUUAAUGAAGCUCUCAGUCAGCUAGAUGAGUUAAACUCCGAGUCUCUCAUCGCUGAGUGCCACACUGAGAUUUGGGAUAGCAACCAUGAGACAAUCGAGCUGUUACGAUUGUGCUUCUCUAAAUUUGCACAUAGUCCUCAUCCGGCUGCGAUCCUUGGCUGGCUCGUAUAUGUGAAAAAGACAUUUGUCGAUCAGCUAUGCUCAAGAAAGCCGUUGCAAUUGCCAAUUGGUUAUAUUUAUGCACUGGGGCGUUCUCCUGAAUGA
Messenger RNA from Penicillium manginii, 465 nucleotides. RefSeq names its product C6 transcription factor. Bases 1 to 465 code for a protein of 154 amino acids. NCBI's taxonomy places the organism in Eukaryota, Fungi, Ascomycota, Eurotiomycetes, Eurotiales, Aspergillaceae. The transcript has a single exon. The record is from RefSeq and is a predicted model, not a curated record.